AGUGCUCUGUUAAUAAUAGGAGCAGGCAAGUGUGGCCUGCAGCCAUUUGCCCAGCAAUACUGUGUCAGUUCUGUGAAAGCUGACAGUUUGCUCUCCCCCUUCCCCUCGCCACUUGCCGGUACAGUUGUGAGAAGGCAACAGCAGCAGCAGCACCAGCACCGGGGGGUUGGAUCAUUUGACUGCAGAGAAGGCAACAGCAGCAGCACAAGAAGGAGGAGCAGCAGCAGCUUUAGCCCAUUAAACAGUGGAGACAGCAGAGGGGGCUUGUAGCAGCCUGGGCUUUGCUUCUUCAUCUCAUCCAGGGACACAGGAUGUCAGGUAAAACCAACAGGAGCUCCAGUGGAAGGAGCGGAGACCCCCAAGGGGAUGAAGCGCAGAGGAAAAAGAAGAAAAAGAAGGCAUCGUGCUUCCUCAAUAUCAAGAUCUUCCUGGUGUCCGAGUGUGCGCUGAUGUUAGCUCAGGGCACGGUAGGAGCUUACCUGGUCAGUAUGCUGACAACGCUGGAACGGAGAUUUAACCUACAGAGCGCAGACGUUGGGGUCAUCGCCAGCAGCUUUGAGAUUGGAAAUUUAGCUCUGAUACUGUUUGUUAGUUAUUUUGGUGCCAAGGGACACAGACCACGGUUGAUAGGAUGUGGGGGUAUUAUUAUGGCCCUUGGAGCUCUUCUUUCAGCCCUGCCUGAAUUUCUGACCCAUCAAUACAAAUAUGAACCUGGUGAGAUCCGAUGGGGCGCAGAAGGAAGAGACAUUUGUGCCAUCAAUGGUUCUGUGAGUGAUGAAAUUCCAGACCCGGAUAUUAUCUGCAGCAAUACAGCUACCACCAACAUGAUGUACUUGCUUCUGAUUGGUGCCCAGGUCCUACUUGGGAUUGGAGCUACACCUGUACAGCCCCUUGGAGUUUCCUAUAUUGAUGACCAUGUUAGAAGGAAAGACUCUUCCCUUUACAUAGGAAUCCUCUUCACCAUGUUGGUAUUUGGACCAGCCUGUGGUUUCAUCUUGGGUUCCUUCUGUACAAAGAUUUACGUGGAUGCCUUUCUUACUGACACAAGUAAGCUGGACAUCACCCCAGAGGACCCACGCUGGAUUGGAGCCUGGUGGGCUGGUUUUCUUCUCUGUGGUGUUUUGCUCUUCUUUUCAUCGCUCCCGAUGUUUGGUUUUCCACAGUCCCUGUCCCCGCAAAUUGACCGCUCAGAAGAGAGUGAGCAAACCAUGUUGCCUGACACGGAAUAUGAGAGGCCCAAGCCUAGUAACGGGGUCCUGAGGCAUUCCUCAGAAACGGGGGACGGCACAUCCUGUUUCCAGCAACUUCGAGUGAUUCCCAAAGUGACAAAGCAUUUGCUGUCAAAUCCUGUGUUCACCUGCAUCGUUCUAGCAGCUUGCAUGGAAAUCGCAGUGGUUGCAGGCUUUGCGGCAUUCCUGGGGAAAUACCUGGAGCAGCAGUUUAACCUGACCACUUCUUCUGCCAAUCAGCUGUUAGGAAUGACAGCUAUACCCUGUGCCUGCUUAGGUAUUUUCCUUGGUGGGCUUCUUGUGAAGAAGCUAAGCUUGUCUGCGCUGGGGGCCAUCAGGAUGGCGAUGAUGGUAAACCUUGUGUCCACAGCAUGUUAUGUGUCCUUUCUCUUCCUGGGAUGUGACACAGGCCCUGUGGCUGGAGUGACUGUUCCCUAUGGAAACACCUCCAUCCCCGGUGCCCCCGUGGACCGAUAUGCAUCUUGCAACACUGACUGCGAGUGCGAGACGGACUCCUUCGCUCUUGUGUGCGGUGCGGAUGGAAUCACGUAUCUGUCUGCUUGCUUUGCUGGCUGCACAAAAAUGAAUCUGGCUGGCUGCGCCUGUCUGACUUCAGUCCCUGUGGAGAAUACCACGGUCGUUCCUGGAAAAUGUCCCAGCCCGGGUUGUCAAGAGGCCUUUCUCACAUUCCUGUGUGUGAUGUGUGUCUGCAGCAUGAUAGGAGCUAUGGCCCAGACGCCGUCAGUUAUCAUUCUGAUCAGGGCAGUAAAUCCUGAACUGAAGUCAUAUGCCCUGGGGGUUCUAUUUCUUCUUCUCCGUUUGAUUGGGUUUAUUCCUCCACCACUGAUCUUUGGAGCGGGAAUUGAUUCAACGUGCCUCUUCUGGAGCACAUUUUGCGGAGAACAAGGAGCAUGUGCACUGUAUGACAAUGUGACAUACCGAUACUUGUAUGUUAGCAUUGCGAUUACACUGAAAUCAUUAGCAUUCAUCUUGUAUACCACAACAUGGCAAUGCUUGAGGAAAAACUAUAAAAGAUACAUCAAAAACCAUGAGGGUGGACUCAGUCCAAGUGAGUUCUUUGCCUCAUCAUUGACCCUGGACAACCUCGGGAAAGACUCUGUGUCCCAAAACAAAACUCAUAGGACAAAAUUCAUAUAUAAUCUUGAAGACCAUGAAUGGUGUGAAAAUAUGGAGUCUGUUUUAUAGUAGCAGGUGACUGAACUAAUUCUAUAGUGUCAUUUGAGAGUUCUCCUUUUUUUAAAGGAAAAAAAGACAUUAUUACCCUGGGCAGUCCUUGAUGUUCUGUAUUAGUUAAAAAAUGGCCUAGUAAAGCAAUGAAAAUGUAUUUAUUGUAGUUUUGGCCUUCAACAUUUGAUCUUCCACCGUUAAUGGUAAUGCUCCAGAUGACAAAGGCUUUAUCAAAGGCUGAAAUGGUUGGAGAGAAGUGGAUACAAAGCCAAAGCUGUCAGGAUACCAGUAUAUAAAUUAGUAUCUUUAUGCAAUAUUGCAUUCUGAUUAGUACAGGUACUAACAUUUUUCCUGGAAAAUGGCACACCAAGAACACAAUAGUCCAAUACCAGCUCUCUUCCCUGUGAAUGACAACCUAGAAUCUAAUACAUUAUACUCAACAUAGUGGCUUUCUAAACAUGAAACAACAUAGUUAAUUUUGUUGUGAGUGCACGCGUGUGUGAGUGCCAUGGAUUUAAAUUCAACCCUCUACUAUUACAAGAACAUGACUUAUAUUUUUUUGUUGCCAUGAGUCCUUUCUAAAUGACGUGUGCCACAUUCUUGUAUCAUUCAUAUUUAAACAUUGUUUAAGUAGGUAAUGUUGUAUAGUCACACAAGAAAUCGGUUAAUUGUGGCUAUCUGCACCUGGUCAAAUGCUUUACACACCUAAGUGUGAUAGUUCGUUUGUAUUGUUUUUUUAAAGAGUGAAAGUUCACCAUUAUAUAAUUACAUCCAUAAAUAUUACAAAACCGCUUGUACUAAAGGGAAACCUAAGAGUCUCUAAUUGGGAUGAGUUUUCAUCCCAUUUAAUGUCUUCUUUCUCCUAUACCCUGCUUGUGUCUUCUGUAUAGUGUCUUGAGUAUAGAAAGACAACUCUUAUACAAACCUUUGCAGAAUUUGAUUUAACCAUCAAGAAAAAAGUUGUCAAAUGGGCUUUAACUAGCACAAAAACAGAAGACUGAAUGGAUUUUUAAUCUGCUCAAUGAUUUAUAGAUGCAGCUCUCCUAUUUUUUCCCAAUACGAUUUUGGCAUUUGGGACCUUAGGGGGGUUUGUUAUGAAAAUGAAUUGCAGAAGAAUUUGCAGGAGCUCAGACAUCACCAGCCUGUUGGUUUGUAUAUUUACUGAUACCAUUUUAAGGGAAAUCCGCAAGACUGAGACUGCUAAAAAUGAACACACGUGUUUGCGAUAUACUGUAUAGUCUUUGUUAAACGUAGUUAAACAUUUAAGGACCCUAGACAAGAUAUUGUCAUGGCAUGGCUUCUCUAAAUUAGGUGGUGUUUUAAGCUGAAUCAUUCCAAUCAACAUACUCCCUUUCCGGGCUUUAUACCGCAGAUUUGCUGCUGCUGUUAUCACAAAAGAUAUUUCAGAUUAUGUCACAUCAUAACAAAUACAAAAAAGUAGUAGCCAUUAUGUAUUAGCCUGAAAUAUACAUUUGGGGGUAACUCUUGCUAUGUGUGAACACCAUUAACAGGGUGUUUCUGUGGUAAGUGCCCACUGCUCUUAGUUUAUGCUUUCUGCACUAGUUUUAAUCACAUCUGAUCUGAGCAAUGCUAAAUAGCAAAUUUAAGCAGGGACCUCCCUGUCAAACAUGUUAUUCCCAAACCAAUGGUUUUAAUAUGAAUGUGUUCCAUCCUUCAUUCCAGUUACAGACUUGGCUCUUCUAGGAAGUCUUUCCCUAGAUGUUGGAACAUUGUCAGUGGUAUUUACUUCAAUUCAGUCACAAACGCAUUUGUGAGGUUGGGAAUUGAUGUUGGGGAUCAAGUCUGGCUUACAGUCAGCAUUCCAGUUCAUCCAUUAGAUGUUCAGUAGGGUUGAUGUCAGGGCUCUAGGUAGUCCAGUCUUCUUCCUUCUUCCAUCCCAUCUCAGCAAUCCAAUUCUGUAUGAACCUUACGAUUUGCACUGCACUAUUAUCUUGCUGAAACAGUACAGGACAUUUCCCAAACUGUUGCUUCAAAAUAGGAAGCACAUUAUAGUCAUUAGAUGAUGCAGCGGCAAGCACCUAUAUCUGCAAUUCUGGCUGUUGCUUUAGUAGCUAAUUAUGUUAAUUAGAAAGGUUGUCCACAUACUUUUGACUAGAGUAGACAGGUGGUGUUUACCUCUAUAAUGUAUCCAAGUAGAUGUAUGAAAGUUAGCUAUGAUCCAGCCAUUUGGGGAACAUUUGCAAUGUUUUCAGUGUUUAGCAUUAGUAAAGCUGUUUUUGUGCCAUUGGAAAAAACUCCUUUUAGGAUAUUAGAUUGAUAGGGAAAAGAACAUUUUAUAGUAUAUAUAAUCUACGUGCCAAAAGGGCCCAAAAGCUUUCAUUAUAAAUAGCUUGAAGUUAUUGGUCAAACAACAUUUAUUGCCAAUACUGAAAAACUGUUUUUUUUUUUUUUUUUUUGUACCUUCUUUACCUACAUGUUUUCAUUCUUCAAAAACAAAAGGAUAGAAAUUAGGAGAAAAUAUUUAUAAGCGUAAUCUCUCUCUGUUGUUCAAUAUCGGUAGCAGAGGGUUUUGAUUCAAAAUAUUAUAACAUUCUUGUAUUAACAAGUCACGAUCUUUGUACUUUUUAUUUCCAGUAAUUAUGGUUUGGUUUCAUUAAGUAUUUUGCAAACUGUACAUUUUCAAAGAUGAUUUUUAUUUAUUUUAUGUAUCCAAUAAGUACUCUAAUAUGAAAACAUAUCAUUUUUUAAAAAGAUUUUUAUGUUUUUAUACAUAUGAAAAUUAAUAUGAUUGCACUGUAAUUAGAACACCAUAACUGUCAGUAGAUCACACUGAAGAUCAAGAUGCAUAUAAAGGGAAAUGAAUAUGGCUUUGUUCCAUUCUGAAAGCGGCAUCAUUUGAAAUGGCAAAUAGGGAUUUGAUGUGCAGCAUUUUUUUUUUUAAAAAAAAUGCUUCAUGAGAUUUGGUUUAAAAUCUCAAUACUUUCAUCAGGGAUGAGAUAAAAUAGCCUUACUUGAAUGUCUCAUAAACCAAUCUUGAUUUUUUUUUUUUCAGGGAGGAAGAGAUAAAAACAUCCUCAUUUGAACUCCUCACUAACUGAGACAGCUCAGCUAAGUUUAGAACCUCUGAGAAAUCUGCCCUGCGCACUCUAAACUGGCAGCGUAAUCAGCAUCACAGAUCUCAAAACACAUAUUUCAGACUGGCAAAGUAUAAAUAUAUAAAAUAAGUCUCCUGGCAGAUCGGAGGGAAAAAAAACUCAUUUGUAAGAAAGUUUCUGUUUCUAAGUAAAGCAUCUUCCUUGCACAAAUAACAUUGUGCAUGCUAACAAAGAAAAAUAAUAAAGGGAUUAUUAUUCAAGAGGUCAAGACAAAUAUAUCGUUUAUAGAGGAUCCUUAUGAUCCUCAUUAAUAAAAAUACAGUAGAAAAUACAAGUAUGGCAUCUCUUAUCCUGAACCCAAUAUCAAGAAAGCUCCGAAUUACAAGCAGGCCACCUCUAAUAGUCCAUUUUAAUAAUUGAAUAAUAUCUUUUUAAGAUGAGUUCCAUUUUCUCUGUAAUUAUAAAAUAGAACCUUUCACUUGGUGGUAACUAAGCUGCAUGAAUCCAUAUUGGUGGUAUUUAAUAUUUAAAUGUUUUUUUUAGUAGAUCUAAGGUAUGGUGAUGCAAAUUAUUCAAAUGUCCCAUCACCAGUAUUACAGACAAUAGAUCUGUAGAAACAAUAAUAAGGUCAUGCUUGUUUCUUACCCAAUAUUCGAUUUGCAAAGCUGAUUCAUUGACCUAAUAUGUGUCCCCUAAAAAAAAAGAAGCUAACUCUGAGAUAAUACAAACUAAAGUGGUCAUGCUCAUAAAACUGCUAUGUUUUAUCCAUGUUAUUAUAUUUAAUAAAAGCAAGUCAGGACUGUUCCAUUUACAGGGGUUCUUUAAAAAGUAAUUGUCAAAAGGCAUUGUUUGCAAUCAAAAUAGAUUGCAUUAUGCUUAUAAUUUGACCUAGAAGGCAUGUCUGUCUUCCUUUAAAAAAUCUAUUUAUGGACACUGCACCUACCUCAGGGGUUAGUGGCUUUGUGCCUGCUGAAUGCGUGAAAGUGCACUUCAUAUUGAUAUAAAUGAUAAAGUAAUAAAGACUAGUUGUACAUA
This is a messenger RNA of Xenopus laevis (African clawed frog), 6508 nucleotides long. It is a transcript of the gene slco3a1.L, whose product is annotated as solute carrier organic anion transporter family member 3A1 L homeolog. Gene Ontology annotation, cellular component: membrane; plasma membrane; basolateral plasma membrane. The coding region runs from base 312 to 2435 and encodes 707 amino acids. Gene Ontology annotation, molecular function: serine-type endopeptidase inhibitor activity. The record is from RefSeq and is a predicted model, not a curated record. Gene Ontology annotation, biological process: transmembrane transport; sodium-independent organic anion transport; prostaglandin transport. Lineage: Eukaryota; Metazoa; Chordata; Amphibia; Anura; Pipidae. The transcript is spliced from 10 exons.